CGGGGCGUGGCUUCAAGCGAGAGGGAGGAAAAUAAAAGAAAGGAUAGGAAAGGGAGUGGAACUGGCGCCUACGGUGGCCGAAGAGGGACGCGCCGAGCCGGAGGCUGCAAGAUGACCAGGAAACUGAAGCCUAGAAUCAUAAAGUCAUUGCUCAAGGCACAUUACUCAACAGGAGAGCCAGGAUUUGAGCCCAAAUAACAGACUCAGAAGCUCUGACAGCCCCCAGCAGGAAAGGCACCUGCUGAUGGGAAUACCCAGAGUUGACAGCAAGGGCUGAGUUUUGAAGGAAGUAGGAGCUGUGAGGAGAGAAGAGAUGCGAUUCAUGCUGCUGUUCAGCCGACAGGGGAAGCUGCGGCUGCAAAAAUGGUACCUGGCCACAUCAGACAAGGAGCGAAAGAAGAUGGUUCGGGAACUUAUGCAGGUGGUUCUGGCUCGCAAGCCUAAGAUGUGCAGCUUUCUGGAGUGGAGGGAUCUCAAAGUCGUCUAUAAGAGAUAUGCCAGCCUCUAUUUCUGCUGUGCCAUCGAGGGCCAAGACAAUGAGCUCAUCACAUUGGAGCUGAUCCACCGAUAUGUGGAGCUCCUGGACAAAUACUUCGGCAGUGUGUGCGAGCUAGACAUCAUCUUCAACUUUGAGAAGGCCUACUUCAUCUUGGAUGAGUUUUUAAUGGGGGGUGAUGUCCAGGAUACCUCCAAGAAGAGUGUGCUGAAGGCUAUCGAGCAGGCAGACCUGCUGCAGGAGGAGGAUGAGUCGCCGCGCAGUGUGCUGGAGGAGAUGGGUCUGGCAUAGCCCCCGCCGGGCCGUGUGGAGAUGUGGGAAGCUGGUGGACAGGCAGGGCACGCGUGGCCCUUUCCUUGGUGGGACCCAGCUGCCCCUCUCUGCUGCCUCACCUUUUGGAGUGAGCUGUGGGCUCAGGACCCAGAAACAAUCUAUCCCUCCACCCCCUAUCUCCUGUUUUCCCUUCUCCCCACAAAGGUGUUAGGAGGUAGGAAAACGUGACCAAGAUGGGGGUGCUAUUUGGUUUUCAUUCCCUGCCUUUGAAGAACUCAACGUUACCCCAACCUUCUCCUUCCCUUACAACUGUAAAUAUAUAAAUAUGUCAGGUUAAAGGGAAAAGGGUUUCAGGACUCUUCUCUUCUUGCCCCAUGACCUACCUCCACCCUCCCCACAACCAGCCAGGGCAUCCUCUCUGCCUCGGAGGGGGCUUCUGUGUGGUGAGAGGGAAGCCCUUCCUCUCACCUGCCCCCUCCCCUUCUUGGCUACACUGGGGCCACUAUCCAGUGCCAGGGGAGGAACAACAUAGUUAAUUUUUUUCUAACCUUGCCACUUUGAGGGAAGGGAGGGUUGGGGGAAGGGCAGGCUUUAUGGGACUGGGCCCUUUCCCCUUCUACUCUGUGUUCUGGGUGAGGCAAGAGCUAAGGGGGUGGGGUAGGGAAGUGUCUGACUUUAUUUCUUUUCCUCUGAAAUAAAAAGAGAAACAUUUCUGGA
Molecule: messenger RNA, 1486 nt
Organism: Manis pentadactyla (Chinese pangolin)
Lineage: Eukaryota; Metazoa; Chordata; Mammalia; Pholidota; Manidae
Gene: AP1S1
Product: adaptor related protein complex 1 subunit sigma 1
Exons: 6
Coding region: 314-787 (157 amino acids)
Biological process (GO): vesicle-mediated transport; intracellular protein transport
Cellular component (GO): membrane coat; AP-1 adaptor complex; intracellular membrane-bounded organelle
Molecular function (GO): clathrin-cargo adaptor activity
Source: RefSeq, a predicted model, not a curated record